CAAAUCAAAUCGCUUCCUUUUUCUCUCCGUCUCCCUCGGCUCGGCUCCCGCGACCAUGUCCGCGCGCCCGCCCCCGCCGCCGCGCCCGCGCCUCUCGCUGCCGCCGCGCUCCAACGCCGAGUCGCUCUUCUCCGGCACCGGCGACGCCAGCCCCGGCCCGCUCACGCUCGCCUCCGCGCUCUUCCCCUCCGACGCCGACGCCAGCGGCGGCGCCGGCGGCGAUAGCGGCAGCGGCGCCUCCUCUGGCGCGGGGCCCACGAGCUUCACCCAGCUGCUCAUCGGCUCCCUCUCGCAGCCGCCUCCCAAUCAGCAGCCGCAGGAGAGAGGCAGAGGCGGCGGGGUCGCCAGGCCGGGGCCGGCGCUCUCCGUCGCGCCGCCGCCGGGGGCCAACGUCUUCACCGUGCCCCCUGGGCUUAGCCCCUCCGGCUUAUUCGACUCCCCCGGCCUAAUCUUCUCGCCGGCCAUGGGGGGUUUCGGCAUGUCGCACCAACAGGCUCUGGCCCAAGUCACAGCCCAAGCAAGUCAUUCUCCGCUCAGAAGGUUUGAUCACAUUGAACAACCAUCAUUUUCAGCAGCUGCAGCAUCAUCUGGAGCUCUACAGCAUAUGAGCUCCGCACCCAACAUGGAGGUGACAAUAUCGAACAAUGACAAUGCAGUCUUUCAAUCUGCUGAGGCAUCUCACAGGUACCAAGUUCCUGCCCCUGUUGAUAAGCCUGCCGAUGAUGGCUAUAAUUGGCGGAAAUAUGGUCAGAAGGUGGUGAAGGGCAGUGAUUGCCCAAGGAGCUACUACAAAUGUACUCAUGCCAAUUGUCCUGUGAAGAAAAAAGUCGAGCAUGCAGAAGAUGGUCAAAUAUCUGAGAUAAUAUAUAAAGGGAAACACAAUCACCAACGUCCACCAAAUAAGCGGCCAAAAGAUGGCAGCUCUUCAGCAGCCGAGCAAAACGAACAAUCCAAUGACACAGCAUCUGGUUUGUCAGGUGUUAGGAGAGAUCAGGAAGCUGUAUAUGGAAUGUCUGAGCAAUUAUCUGGUUUAAGUGAGGGAGAUGAUAAGGAUGAUAGGGAUGAUGGAGAAUCUAGGCCAAAUGAAGUUGAUGAUAGGGAGGGUGACUGCAAAAGAAGGAAUAUACAAAUUUCUUCACAGAAGACCCUGACGGAGUCUAAGAUCAUUGUGGAAACAACCAGUGAAGUUGACCUCUUGGAUGAUGGUUAUAGAUGGCGCAAGUAUGGGCAGAAGGUGGUGAAAGGAAAUCCUCAUCCCAGGAGUUACUAUAAGUGCACCUUUGCUGGAUGCAAUGUCAGGAAGCACAUCGAGAGGGCCUCGUCAGACCCCAAGGCUGUCAUAACAACUUAUGAAGGAAAACAUAACCAUGAACCGCCAGUUGGUAGGGGCAACAACCAGAAUGGUGGAAAUUCAGCAUCCUCCAACAGGUCACAACAGAAAGGGCCAAAUAGUAUGUCCAUCAAUCAAGGUUCGCUUACAAGGACAGACCUUAGCAACAGUAACCAGAGGCAAGUUGGAGUUUUACAGUUUAAAAGGGAAGAAUAGACUCUGUUUGGACUCUCGAUACAGAGUUGUAACAGUGGUAUUUCGUUCGCUUUAUUCUGGCAAAGAUUGGAUGCGUGCAAUCCCUGAAGUCAUAUUGCUCCAGACGUUCUUACAGUCACACAAUACAACAAUAUCAUUAUUUGCAGUUUUCGCACAGAUACACAGAAUUGCUCAUACAGCACAGAUAAUCGGAAUUGCCAAUUGAUGCAAAUGCAGUAUAAUACUGGCUAGGUGGAAGCUAUGUAUACUUGUUUAUGUAGAAGUGUCAGUUGUUUACAUGUUCACAUUGUAACUUAGAAUAAUUAUUCCCUGGCAUGUUUUUGUUUGUAUUGUAAUAAGAUUAAAAGGGUAACUGAAUGUACAGAUGUUUCUGGUGUCUC
Molecule: messenger RNA, 1926 nt
Organism: Lolium perenne
Lineage: Eukaryota; Viridiplantae; Streptophyta; Magnoliopsida; Poales; Poaceae
Product: probable WRKY transcription factor 3
Biological process (GO): regulation of DNA-templated transcription
Molecular function (GO): sequence-specific DNA binding; DNA-binding transcription factor activity
Source: RefSeq, a predicted model, not a curated record